Molecule: messenger RNA, 2060 nt
Organism: Anarrhichthys ocellatus (wolf-eel)
Lineage: Eukaryota; Metazoa; Chordata; Actinopteri; Perciformes; Anarhichadidae
Product: neuronal vesicle trafficking-associated protein 1
Exons: 5
Coding region: 264-818 (184 amino acids)
Biological process (GO): clathrin coat assembly; endosomal transport
Cellular component (GO): endosome; membrane
Molecular function (GO): clathrin light chain binding
Source: RefSeq, a predicted model, not a curated record
GAUGUGUAUGGAUGGAUGUGAUGAGGAUGUUACAUCACUUGCAGUGCAGCCAGACGCCAGCAGCAGCAUCCAGCUCGGAGGUAACGCGGCGCUCAUAUACCCAACUGGCCAUAUUGUGCACCAGCUCUCCGCAAAUCGGCUGCGUCACACCUAAAAAAAACAUAUAGCGGCUCUGGAGCAAUAAAUUCACCCCAUCAGGAGAAAUACGCUGUAUUCAAAACGCUUCUCGGCUGAGCUGGUUGGUGUUAUUUUGUGCAGAGAAAAUGGUGAAACUGGGGAAUAAUUUCAGCGAGAAAAAUAACGGGAAGGUGGCGUCUGAAGACGGGUUUGACACCAUCCCUCUCAUAACACCAUUAGAUGCCAGUCAGCUGCAGUUUCCUCCACCAGAUAAGGUGGUGGUGAAGACAAAGGCCGACUAUAUUGAGAGCAAGAAGGGAAAACUACGAUCUCCUAAAAUCGCAGAAUUCUCAAUAAGCAUCAUUGAAGGCGUAUCUGAGCGACUCAAAGUGACUUUGCUGGUGAUCUGUGCCCUGGCCUUCCUGGUGUGUGUGGUGUUCCUGGUCGUCUACAAGGUCUACCAGUACGAGCAGCCUUGCCCCGACAGCUUUGUUUACACGCAAGGCCGCUGCAUGCCGGCUGGGAUGUACGGCAACUACCCCCCUCAGGGCCCUGGGGGCCGCGGGCGCCUCUUUACCCUCAUCAACCACUACAACAUAGCCAAGCAGACCAUCACCCGGUCAGUAUCACCAUGGAUGACCAUCAUGUCUGAGGAAAAGGUCACCCAGCAGGAGACGGAGACCGCCCAGAAACUGGCUUAACCAACCUGGGAUCAGGAGGUGGACUCACCUGCUUCAGAAAUAAAUAAAUAAUACGGUUGUGCCAUUCAAGCAAACCUCAAGAGUCCUGGGGCUUUCUGUUGGUGAAAAAUCAACUUCUCUUGCCUGAGAUGCUCUGCAGGCUUGUUGAUGUAGUUUGGGCAGCUGAUGUGCACUGUAGCAGGAAAUUUUGAACAUACUGAACAGCAAAGCAAGCCUCACCGACCGGGGUGGAUUCAUGGUUUGUUUGAAUCGCAUGUGUUGUUAUUUAUUUACACUUUAAAACUGUGUGGCUAAUGUGUAGAAAAAGCCAGUUAUACAAACACGUACACACACACAUACACAGUCUUUGUACAUAUAUACACACACACACACACACACACACACACACACACACACACACACACACUCUUUGUACAUACACAUGUAACAGAACUCACUUUAGUACUCACAUUUGUGAAAUGACUGUGAACCAUCUUGUGUCUGCGUUGCUUGUUUUAACGCACAUGCACGCACAACUCUUCAGUUGGUUUUGAACCCGUUUCUUUUGAAAUAGAUCAAGUACUGUUAUUGCAUGUCAGACCUCAUGAGGUCCAGUGGUACAUUUCCCAUGAAGCGACAAAGUGUGCAGCAAAUUUGCCCACAGAGGUCAUCUGUGUAGAAUAUUUUACCGUCAUAUUGUGAAUAAAUGAGGCUCGACAUGGAGGAAACCUUUUAACCAGCGGGAAAAAAAAAAGAUCUAUUUUAAUUGUGUUGUUUUGACGCAGCCCAUACGGCUCUCUGCAUAUAGUGCUGUUCAGGAGUUUUUAGUAUUUGAUGCAUCAAGUCUUUUCAACCAGCAUUAAUGAUUGUCUCCAUUCAUUUGAACUCUUUGUGAACACCGUGUGCUUUUUUUCUUUGCUGGCCACUCAAUGGUUACUUUUCAUAGCAUACCUUUUAUGCUACUGUAUUGAAUGUGUUUUUUGCAUUGCUAGUGAAGACACUGUAUUGUGCAAUGCUUUGCAUUGAUUAAUGUCCCCAUAGAUGGCUGUUGGCAGCCAUCACAGACACUAGACUUAGGUUGAUGUAGUGGAACAAUCUGACAGUAGUCGCUUGUCCUGUUGCUUUUCUUUUCUGCGUUUGUCAUGAAACCUAAAACUGUACCUUUUUCAAACAAUGUAACGAUUACCAUUGAAGUGCAUUUGCUACAUAAAAAAAAAAAUGUUAAAUGAAAAACUGAAAUAAAGUGCCCACAUUUCACACCUA